Helianthus annuus (common sunflower) is the source of this 2233-nucleotide messenger RNA. RefSeq names its product protein BONZAI 3. The coding region runs from base 197 to 1987 and encodes 596 amino acids. NCBI's taxonomy places the organism in Eukaryota, Viridiplantae, Streptophyta, Magnoliopsida, Asterales, Asteraceae. The transcript is spliced from 16 exons. The record is from RefSeq and is a predicted model, not a curated record. Gene Ontology annotation, biological process: cellular response to calcium ion. Gene Ontology annotation, molecular function: calcium-dependent phospholipid binding. Gene Ontology annotation, cellular component: plasma membrane.
UGUUACAUUAACAUUACCAGGAAGUAUCCCGGAAAAAACAUGAUCACCUUCCAAUAUUCAAAUUCCCUAUUUAAAUAAUCUAUUGAAUCUAUUGAAUAUUGCAUGUGAUUUUAAUACAAAGUUCAUCCACAAACCCUACUGUUGGUUGUUAUUCUCAUCAAACAAAAGUUGAUCGAUCUUCACCAGAAUUGUACGAAUGGGAGGGUGUUUUUCCGACGUAAGCGGUGGAAAAGCGGCCGUCGGCGGUGGUGGUGGUGGCGGUGGCGGCAAUGUAGAUGAGGCUGUUGAUUACUUCUAUCGGUCCAAAGGUCUUCAACCGCUAUACACGCGAAUUGAGUUAUCUUUAUCAGCUUCAAAAUUACGAGAUCUUGACAUCAUGUCAAAGAGUGACCCUAUGGCAGUUGUGUAUGCGAAGAAGAAAAGUGGAAUUCGCGAGGAACUCGAGGAAGUUGGUCGUACGGAGGUGGUCAUGAACAACUUGAAUCCCAUGUGGAUUCAGAAAAUCAAUGUUGCAUUUCACUUUGAGGUUGUUCAGCCAUUGAUCAUCCGGGUGUAUGAUGUGGAUACAAAGUAUCAUAAUUUGUCAACGAAGAUGCUGGACUUAAAAGACCAAGAUUUUAUUGGUGAAGCUAACUGUGUUUUGUCAGAGAUCAUGACUCACCGAAGCCGAAGUGUGACCUUAAAACUUCAUGGUAAAAACAGGCAUGAUGUCGGAAAUUUGGGUUCAGUAACCGUUCAUGCAGAGGAAACCAUUGCUUCCAAAAUGGCUGUUGAGAUGAGACUCCGAUGUUCAAACUUGGAUAACAAGGAUUGUUUCUCUAAAAGUGAUCCGUUUUUAAGAAUUUCUAGGGUCGUUGAGGCCGGAAGUCCUAUUCCAAUUUGCAAGACAGAAGUAGUGAACAACAAUUUGGACCCUGUAUGGAAGCCAUUGUGUAUAACUAUGCAGCAAUAUGUGACCAAGGAUAACCCUCUAGUAAUAGAGUGUUUUGACUUCAAUACCAAUGGAAACCACACAUUUAUCGGUAAACUGCAUACAUCAAUUCAAGAUAUGGAAAAUCUUCAUAAAGCAAAUGCCGGUGCAAAUCUUGUCUUUCCAUCUUCUCGUCACAAAGAUCAUGAGAAGGUUCUCAAGGGUAGACUUUAUGUGGACGGAUAUGAAGAAAAGGAGUUGUAUAGUUUUCUUGAUUAUAUCUCUAGUGGCUUUGAACUCAACUUCAUGGUUGCUGUUGAUUUUACAGCUUCGAAUGGUGAUCCACGUAAGCGGGAUUCAUUGCAUUACAUGGGCUAUGAUAGCAGCUACUUAAAUGCAUACCAGCAAGCUAUUAUGGAGGUUGGAGAAGUGAUACAAGUUUAUGAUUAUGAUAAACGGUUUCCUGCUUGGGGUUUUGGUGGGAAACUAUACGAUGGCUCUGUAUCUCAUUGUUUCAACCUCAGUGGAAAUGCUGGUAGCUUCGAGGUUGAAGGAGUGCAAGGCAUAAUGGGUGCUUAUAAGAACGCGUUGCAUACCGUCUCUCUUCAUGGACCCACUUUAUUUGGUCAAGUAAUCAACCAAGCUGCAGAAAUAGCUGCUCAAUCCCUCUCAACCAAUCCCACCAAGUACUUUGUAUUGCUAAUCAUAACGGAUGGAGUUCUUACCGAUCUCCAAGAGACUAAAGACGCAAUCGUCAGAGCCUCUGAUCUGCCCCUCUCAAUUCUAAUCGUUGGAGUCGGUAAUGCUGAUUUUAAACAAAUGGAGAUUUUGGAUGCUGAUACCGGACCACGUUUGGAGAGCUCGACGGGAAGAGUAGCUACUCGAGAUAUUGUUCAGUUUGUUCCCAUGCGUGAUGUACAGCGUGGAGAGAGAUCAAUGGUACAGGCUCUAUUGGAAGAGUUACCGGGUCAAUUCUUGACUUAUAUGAUAAGUAGAGAUAUCAAGCCACUCGGUAUUGAUGCACCCCGGGCUCCUCUUCCAGCGGAUCCUUUAAUCCUUGAAUCUUGGUAUCAUUAGCCUCGGUUUUCCUUGUGAUUAGUCGAAUGCGUACUAGAAGGCUCUAACUAGCACUAUUUUCUUUGGUAAGCUUGUUUUUUAAACUUCUCAACGGUUAGUAACAAAAAUUUGCGUACGGGUGUGAACUUCGACGAUUUACGACAUAUGCGUGUGACGCUUGAAUAUUAUAAGAUUUUACGUGGGGUACAUAUUAUGUGAUCUGAACUAUUGAAAUGAAUACCUAAUGUUUGGUCCAUGAUAAUUACA